GGCGCCCUGCAGAGCCUGGGCGACGACGCCCUCGCGCGGGGCCGGGCGGCCGCCGAGCUGCACGCGGCCCAAGUGCGAGGCGUCGCGUCGGCGCUGAGCAGCACCACCGGGGCGCUGGUGAGGGAGGACCUGCACCCCUCGCUGGCCACCGAGACCGGGAGGUUCCUGCUCACCGUCUGCGGCUUCGAGGCCGCGCCCCCCGAGUACCAGGCGCUGCACGACGUCCCCGUCUACAGGCUGCCCCCCAGCGACGUGACGUGCAAGAUGCUCGUCCCGGUGGUCACAGCCCACCUCGCCCAGUACGACCCAGAGGAGGCGCCGCUGCCGCCGACCGCCGGGUGCGAGCAGGC
Molecule: messenger RNA, 350 nt
Organism: Prorocentrum cordatum
Lineage: Eukaryota; Dinophyceae; Prorocentrales; Prorocentraceae
Source: the annotation of a GenBank genome assembly